Molecule: messenger RNA, 1246 nt
Organism: Meloidogyne enterolobii
Lineage: Eukaryota; Metazoa; Nematoda; Chromadorea; Rhabditida; Meloidogynidae
Source: the annotation of a GenBank genome assembly
AUGAAUAAUGAACAAGGCGAGUUAAUGGAAGGAGACAAUAAUGAAAAUAAUGGAAGAGGGGGGACGAUUAAUAUUAGACAAGGAGGUGGUGUGGUGCUACAAAAACAACAAAUAAUUAAUUGGGUUGGGAGAGUGCAGGAAUUGAUAAUGAAGAAACGAAUUGUCUGUAAGUGGAACGACGCCUAUACUAGUGAAAAUGAAAAAUCAAACGAUAUUAUGCACAAUUGCAAACUUCAGUUUGACAUUCUCGAUGUUUCGGCCACAAAAUUAGAACGUCGUUUAGAAGCUGAUUCAAAAGCUAGGAACAAGAAAAUGGCGAAACAAGAAGCUUUCCGUAAAAUUUAUGAAAUUUUGAUUGCUGAUUAUGGACCUUUUAAUCAAAUAAUUGUGGGUAAUGAAAACAAAAAAGAAAAGAAAGAAAAUAUUGUGACAGAAAUGACUGAAAAUGAAGAGAAUUUGGUUGUGAUUGAAGAAGGUGAAAUAAUAGAAGAAAAGGUUAUAUCAAAUAAUAAUGUUACAACAAUCACUUCUACAACAGACAAAUAUUCAUUAACACUUUCUCAAAAAGAUUUGAUAGAACUUUCACAUAUUGAAAGAAGCCAAGAUUGUACUGAAACAAUUGAUAUUAGAAUGCUUUUGAGUGAUAUAUUAAUUGAUAGAGAAGUGAAUACUCCACGCUCUGAACGUUUACUGAGAUGUAUUUUGGAAUGGAAAAAUCCUCAAGUUGAGCGUGUAUUUAGUCAAGCAACUUUGGAAUUUAUUGAGACUGCUAAAAGUCAAAUCCACGAUAUUUUCCAAGUUUAUCUACAAAUUUCGUCUACUCAAAACAACAAAAAGUCUGUGUUGUGUACUUUUGGUGGCGAAGGAAGUGAUUUGCAGAGAGCACGAGAUGAUGCAUGUUGGCAAGCAUUGGAAUAUCUUUAUAUUUUUGGCGGAUUUGCACCUAAAAAUGGCAACAAAAACGGGGAAGCAUAAAUUACUUAUUUUAAAAGUGUGAUUAUUUUAAUUUUGAACCAAAAAGAAUAUAUGUAUUUUAUUUACAAUUUGAUAAUUUUGACUUUUUUCUCUUUUCCCCUCCCCAACUCAAUUUUUGGUCUUCGUCUUAUCUUUAAAAUAUUACUUAUAUUUAUUUUUUUGUAAUUUGAAAAAGAAUUGACACUUAUUUAAAUUGUUGUAUUUUAAAAUAACGGGAUCCCACAAAAUCAGGAUCCCGGCAGCAUUCCGAUAUACACAUAAAUACAAUCGU